CAAUAUUUAGGCAUAAAAAUGUUAUAUCUAGUAGGAUUGGGACUGGGAGAUGCAAAAGACAUUUCAGUCAAAGGUUUAGAAAUCGUCAAAUCUGCGAGUAGAGUUUAUCUUGAAGCUUAUACAUCUAUUUUGACUGUUGGAAAGGAUGCUCUUGAAGACUUCUAUGAACGUCCUGUGAUACUUGCUGACAGAGAUAUGGUAGAACAAGAUUCAGCAGAAAUACUGAAAAAUGCUGACAAGGAAGAUGUUGCCUUUCUGGUUGUUGGAGAUCCUUUUGGGGCGACGACACACAGUGACUUGGUAUUAAGAGCAAAAGAAAAUAACAUUGAUUUCAAAGUAAUACAUAAUGCUUCAAUUAUGAAUGCUGUUGGCUGCUGUGGCCUUCAGUUAUACAACUUUGGUGAGACAGUUUCAAUCGUAUUCUGGACAGACAACUGGAAACCAGAUAGUUUCUGCGAUAAAAUAAAUGCAAAUUUGAAACGAGGACUUCAUACACUUUGUUUACUUGAUAUCAAAAUGAAGGAACAAACCAUAGAAAAUUUAAUGAGGGGUCGAAAAGUCUAUGAGCCACCAAGAUUUAUGACAGUAUCAGUCGCAUGUCAACAAUUAUCAGAAGUUUCGAAGAACAGAACUGAUUGUGAAUUCUCACCUAGUACAAUGUGUGUUGGUUUAUCGAAAGUCGGAUCAGACAAUCAGAGAAUUGUUGCUGCAUCUUUAGAAGAACUUUGUAAAUAUGAACAAAUGGGAGAUCCAUUACAUUCCCUAGUCAUAGUAGGAAAAGUGCAUCCCUUGGAAGAGGAAUUUUUAAAACAAUUUUAUUUAACAAAUUUUGAUAAUAAAGCGCACUUUUCCUAAUUA
This is a messenger RNA of Styela clava, 858 nucleotides long. Its product is annotated as diphthine methyl ester synthase-like. Gene Ontology annotation, biological process: protein histidyl modification to diphthamide. Lineage: Eukaryota; Metazoa; Chordata; Ascidiacea; Stolidobranchia; Styelidae. The record is from RefSeq and is a predicted model, not a curated record. Gene Ontology annotation, molecular function: diphthine synthase activity.